AUGGUGCAGACCAUCCUUGGGUCCAUAUCAAUUCAGAGUCAAGACCAGAAUCCUCUGGAUGGGUAUGAUCCAGACAGUCUUGCCAAGAUUCGAGUGGCUUCCAACCUUCAAGCAUCAUAUGUCGACAUCCACGCCGUGGCUAAAGAUGGGCUGCCAUCGAAUGCAAGAGACCCAACUGCUCCCACGGCGUAA
This is a messenger RNA of Fulvia fulva, 192 nucleotides long. RefSeq lists its product as uncharacterized. Bases 1 to 192 code for a protein of 63 amino acids. The transcript has 2 exons. NCBI's taxonomy places the organism in Eukaryota, Fungi, Ascomycota, Dothideomycetes, Mycosphaerellales, Mycosphaerellaceae. The record is from RefSeq and is a predicted model, not a curated record.